CGUGGCUUUAGUUUGACGGACAGGCGGAGGCCCGGUGUGGUGUGUUUUGUCUGCAGCCUGAGCCCCAGUAACCGGAUAUAUAACAGCGGCGCCUGAAAAUGAUUAAGAAAUUUGACAAGAAGGACGAAGAGUCCGGUAACGGCGUUUUUCCCAUACGGUUUCAUUCAUAAUGGCGCUUAUAUACACUCUUUCUUUCAGUAGGCCUCAAAUCCCCGGACUCUCCUGCUGCUGGUGGCCGCACAGGGGGCAGGAUGUCCCGGGGGAUGUCUGACAGGAGGAGCUUGGAGUCAGGAAAUAGGGGGAAACCUGCAAUAUACACAUAAAUAGCCACCCUGCCCUUCUUACUUACAGGGAAUUGAUUUAUUCUGUUACAGAAUCUUCAUCAGAUUGCUGGAACACUGUGUAUAAUCUUAGUUACAUUCACAGUGCAGGGGGGAUUUUAUUUUUUGGGAGGUUUGCUAACAUUUUAUUGCAUUAUGCCUACAUAAUAAUAGCUAGUAUACAUCACUUUCCAUGUUGUCUUAUAAACAUGUAGUAAAGGCUUUACUGGAAUAAGAUAUUAAACUACACAAAUCAUAGCAUAUCCUAAAUAGUUAUUGAUAUGUUACAUAUCAGGAACUAGCAGAUAAGUUCUUAAAAAUUCACAGUAUUCUUGUGAAAGUAAAUACGUGACAGGUAUAAGGUUUGUCACAAAUAUUGACAAAAAGUGUCCACGUUGAAUGCUGGCAGUCCAAUAGUUUUUUUCAUUAGAAUGGAUCUUAAUGGGAUAAAAAAACAAAACUUUGAAAGACAAAUUCAAGCACAGUCAGAAAAUGUAAUAUAAGACAAAACAGGAACUACAUUGUCACAUAAGGACACACUUAUUUAAUUUUAAGAAAAAAAUCUGAUGGGAAUAGAUGUCUUUUGCAAUGAGCAGUAGAUGUCUGUAUAAUUUCAUUGUGCAUGCACAACAUCUUGUGUAGAAGAACUUGCUUGAUUACCAUUUUAAAUGCACUUCAAGCACCAUAACCACUGCUGCAUUAUGUAUUGGUUAUGGCGCCCUGUCACCCCUCAUUGUAAGCAUUCAGGUUUGAAUUUUUACCUGUGGUCCACUGGAUGCCACUCCUACCCUGCAUUACCAUCAGACAGAAAGCAGGAGCUUUCAUUAGCGGUCUUGAGCUAAGUGCUAGUUCAUUGGCCGAGAGCAUCACCUAAUCAUUCUCAGACAAUGAUUAUAGCCGGCUUGGCUCAGAGCGCUUCCUGCUCUCUGUCUAAAGAAGUGCAGGUGGGGAGUGGUGUCUAAAGUGGUUUUACUACUUACAAUGCUGACGUGGCACCAGGGCACAACUGGCACCAUAACCUCUACAGUCUACUGUAGUGAUUGUUGCUUGGAGUGUUCCUUUAAUCCCCAGAUGAAGCUGCCAGGAGCUAUAGACUUGGACAAAGAAGAAAAUGGUGGUACAUAGGAGAAAGAAGUACAUCUUACUUCUGACCUUACAGAUACCUUCUUGUAAGGGGACGUGGCACCUUUGGGUUUUUGCAAAAUGUGCACAGACUCUUAAAGUGAAAGUGUUUUUUUUAAAGCUAUAAUUCUUUAAAUGGUCAAAAUAAAACCUGAUUUUAGAAACCAUGCACCUCAAAAUAAAAACAUAACCAGGCUAUAAUAUUGUAUUGCUGUCAAUCAUUUGAUUAAAACACAUGUCAAAACAUGAGAUGGGAAUGUGGACAUAUUACUAAGUGUCAAUUCAAACAUUUGUUUGUGUUUAGCAAAUAUAUCAGGGUUCAAAAUGUCAAGCCCUAUGCUGUUAGCUAACCCUAAAAGUUACAUGUUUCUGCCAUGCUACUUCUACUGCAUGAUCCCAAGGUAUGGACAGUAGCAUGCCAAAGAUGACCUCUAAUUUUAAACUUUUAUUGUUAUUGUGAGCUGAUCUCUACUUAGUUUUUGUAUUGGUCAGGGUGCAAAACUGCCCUAGUGGCUUUCUAUGGUAAGUUGUCAGACCACUUGCAAACACUUUGACUAUUUACGUGGGGUCUCUUGUCAGCUCAGUACAGUGAGCAAUGCUUAGAUCAUUUGCUGAGAGCACUUGGCUAACGUUCUCAGCCAAUUAGCUGGCCUGUGUGGCAGUACUUCUGCACUUCCUACAGGAAACUCAAACAUGCCAAGAUUUAAAGGGGUAUUCCAAAUACCAUACGGCCCACUGUAAUGGUUAAAAUGCCAAGCAUUGCCUAGUGCCAUCCCAUUUUUAAGAGUCAAACAGGUGUUUAACGUUAACAUGUUUCAAAAGGUUUACGAUUGAACUGGUAUAUGACAACUGCAGGCACUAUAAUGACUUAAUUGAGAUGAAGUGGUUGUAGUUACUAGAGUAUCUCUUUAAAUGUUAUUUAUUUAAAAGCUCAAGAAAUAGCUACUUGUUUGACUAUUAGAAUACUUUUUGAGGUGUCAUCUUCUUCCUUAAAGGGUUACUCCAAGUACCAUAACCACUUUAUUGAGUUGAAGUGGUCGUGGUGAUAGGAGUAUGUUUGUGCAGUGUGUCAGCUUUAAACACUGCACAUACAGAGUUAUUUUUCGUUGCCAGCACACUAGAACUCUGUUCUAGACUAGUGUCAAUUCUGUGCAUAUUUUACUGUUGUCCGCACUCACUGCAUACUGGCGACAGACGUAGAAAUCUUCCCCUUGCAGGCAGAGUGUCUUCACCUACCUAUCUUCCUCCUCUCCCCAUUGAAAAAAAACAUUCUAAAGCUUAUUUUUUAUUUGAGGGAUGGAAAACCUAAAUAGGGCAAUAUACAUUAAAAACCACAGCAUGAAAAACUGGUUGGAGUAACCCUUUAAAGAUAUCCAAACUACACAUGAGUGAUUCAACUCUGUUAAAGCGAAUAUAUCAUGAAAUUGGACAGGUUCAAAGAACAGUUAUUAAACUGUUUGUUCAAAGGAGUACUGUCACUUCAAUGGAAUUAAGAUAAUUGAAUAAAACAUUGAAAAUCACUUUUAAUUUUAAUUAACCUUUUUCUUUUUUCCACUGGAUGCUCCAUUUUAUUUUAGAUUCAUUUGAAAGAUUUAGCAUAUAUAUAGAUACAUAAUCCAGUUCAGACAUGGCAAAUGUAGGGCAAACAUUGCAGAUGGAGAGGAGAAAUGGCAAUUGUUUUGUAUGUCUUCUCUAUGCUGACCUCUAGAAGGAUAGGACAGUUUGUAAAAAUGAUUGUUAGUAAGCUAUGAUAUAGGUAUCCAGUUGCAGGAUAAAGAGAUGUAGAAGUCUACAUUUAAUUUUAUUAUUCCCAUCUUUGAUAAAUAUAGGCUUAAGAAUGCAUAUUAUUAAAAACCCUGGGAAAUAGAUGUUCCCCUUUAAUUAUAAAGCAUCAUCAUACAAUGUACAGUGCUGCUAAAUAAUGAUCAUUCUUAUAUUUCAGUACAUAUUUGUGUCUCUGCAAAGCACAACCUUGAUGAUUUCAUGCUUAUCUUUAUUAGGAAGUGGUUCUAAUCCCUAUCAACACUUGGAAAAAAGUGCUGUUCUUCAAGAGGUGAGUCCAUGAACAAGUUGGAAAUACUUAUUUCUGUCAUUAAUGAUCGCUAGAAUGUUGCUUUAUAAGUCUUCAUAUAUUUGCCUCAUACUUGUAACAGUGAACACGUUUUCACCUCCUGCUGUCAUUUUAUACAUAAAUUGCACUUUUUGGAUUUCAUAUAUGACAGCACUUAGUCAUUUAAGAAGUGUUUCUUUGACAACGACAUGUAUAACAUGAAGCUGUGAUUAAUUCAGCUUGCACAGUUGCGGAACUUUGUACUUAUUCCAUGGUGAGUAAUUUUAGAGUUGUUUUUUUGCCUCUACAGUAUUUUCUGUAAAAUCUCAAGUAAUACUUUAAAGUGCCAUACUAUGCACCAUAUACCCUUAAAAGUUUUGUGAAACUCUUUAUUUACUUUUGCAGGCUCGGUUAUUCAACGAGACUCCCAUAAAUCCAAGAAGAUGUCUCCAUAUUUUAACCAAAAUCUUGUACCUGCUGAACCAAGUGAGAUGCAAGAGCAAAGAUUAAAGCUGUAUUUAGGGUUGCAUUUUUGUCAAAUUUUAUGUGCAACUCAUCAUCUGUCAAAAAUACUCCUUAUAAUAUGUUGAAUUUAUUUUAAUUUAGAAUAACUUAAUCCUGGUGGGGAUCCUAAAUCAAUCGUUAUGAUCAGUUAUAUUUAACUGUUUGAGUUUUAUUCCUAUGUACAGUAAACAAACUCAUUCAAAUCAUACAAAACAGAUUUUAAAAAACAAUUAAAGCAACACAUAUCUAAUAAUAAACCUGCAAAUUACAUACAUUAAGGGGACACUGAAACUGAGGCAUGUUUUCCCUGUAUGAAAGAAUGAUUAUUAAUAGUGGGAGAACAUCUGUGUCUCUAUAAGCAAAACACAAUGGUUAUCACAUGCAAAUUAACUAAUAUUAUUGACUGACUUUUUGGAACAUAUAUUAGGUUAGUUUGUUUUGUGCCUAAAUUUAUGUUUAGAAUACGUUUAGAAGACGUGUUUAGAAUAUUUUAAACAUGUCUGAACCCUUUGUGACUGUACACAUUUAUAAUCUACUUAAUGCUAUAUAGCAUUCAGUAAGUGGGGUAGUGCAGUUAGGUGGCCUUUUAAUAUAUGUUUUAAAGCAGGGGUGAGCAAAUGGUAGAUCCACAGUUGUUGUAGAACUGCACCUUUAUGAUACUUUGCCAUUCUAAAGGCUGGAAAAGCAUUAAAGGACCACUAUAGUGCCAGUAAAACAUACUCGUUUUCCUGGCUCUAUAGGGUCUCUAGUUCCCCCCCCCUCCCUCAGGGCCCCCCUCCCGCCAGGCUCUAUGUGGUGGGAGAAAAUGUACCUCUUUUUCCAGAAAGGGGGGCGGUGGACUCCUCCUCUCCUCCUCCUUCUCGUCGUCAUUGGCUGAAUGCGCAUGCGCAACACGAGCCGCGCGCGUAUUCAGCCAGUCCAUAGGAAAGCAUUCUCAAUGUUUUCCUAUGGACGCUGGCAUCUUCUCACUGUGAAAAUCACAGUGAGAAGCGCCUCUAGCGGCUGUCAAUCAGACAGCCACUAGAGGCUGGAUUAACCCUAUUAUAAACAUAGCAGUUUCUAUGUUUAUAGAAGAAAGGGUUAAUCCUAGCUGGACCUGGCACCCAGACCACUUCAUUAAGCUGAAGUGGUCUGGGUGCCUAUAGUGGUCCUUUAAGGCAGUUGUAGUUCUACAAUAUCUGGAAAUCAAACAGCAAUAAAAUGAGAGCUUUAUUAUUUAUUGUAAUCUUCUGAUAUAUUUAUAUAACACUGUUGGAAUACUAAUAUGAAAAUAUAGUGUGUUGAUUUUUUGGGGUUUUUUUUGUCAUAAAACCAUUAAACUGGUAAAAACCUGGAUAAAAAAGCAGACAUUUUUACUACCCCCUUAAUCAUACUGAAUUAACGCUGUGUGUGUAGACACCUCCAUUUCCUGCUGUGCAACUUUUUAGUUUUUUUUCAGGAAGCUAUGAGUGAACUCACACAAGCUAGUUUAUAGUCUUUGUAGUGUCUCACUGUUGGGUUUAUCUGUCAUGCUUAAGUAAUACAAUAAGAAGAAAUUAGGAGGCACUUAUUUUAUUCUUCUGCACUAAUGUUUUUACACCUGUCUUGUUCAGGGUGAGCACUUUGGAACUAUGGAAGCAACAGAAGCAUUUUUUGCUAUGACACGAUUAUUCCAGUCAAACGAUGUAAGUGAAUUAAUGUUAUAAAUUAAGACUACAAGCUACAAUCAGUUGUUUUAGCUUUAUUAAACAUUUUCCUUCUCAUUGUGUUUUAUAGUGUAAUUCAAUUAAUAAAGCUGGUGUCAUUGUAUUGCUAUUUUCUCUAAUUUAAAACAAUCAAUAAUUUGGGUGAACCCAUCCACGUGAAAUAUUGCUGUUUUUUCAGAAAGGGCAAUGUUUACCUUGAAUAGUUAAAUGACUCUAUUGUCAUACUGACAGCUUCUACAGGCGCUUCCGCUGCACUGACCAAGUAAUACUUGGUCAUGUGAUGUUGCAGCUCAUAGGAAAACAAUGUGAUAGGAUUUCCUAUCAGAAUCAUUGGAUCCCAAUGAAGCGCUUGUAGCAUGUGCACACCAGGUCCACAGUGCUCUUCUAUGAGAAACAUGGAAUUGGACCAUUGCCAGAGGAAGCCAUGCUUACUCGAUUAUGUUGCUGGAGCUGAAUAGGCCAGCAGUGCUAAAAGUGUCUCAGCACUAUAAAAAAGGUAAGUACAAAGAGAGAAAUAUCACAAGGGACAGGGGCACUAUUGUGUUUCUUUAACUGUUCUGUAAACUUCCUACUGUUCUUCCUAUAUUCUCUGCAGAGGAAGGGGUUUAACAGUCCAUUCCAUUGCAGGUGCUUAAUUUACUACUGAAUUGUGUAAUUGUUUUGUUGUUUGUUAGUAUAUGUUUGUGUUUUUCCUCUAGCAAACCCUAAGAAGGAUGUGUUACCUCACAAUCAAGGAGAUGGCUAAUAUUUCAGAGGAUGUUAUUAUUGUCACAAGCAGGUAUGUAAUCUUGUCAUCAAAAUAAAUUUAUACUGUUAUAUUUGUAUGCAUUAAGUGAUUGUUUCUAGUGCUUCCACCCAAAAUAUCAAAUGGGGUAUGGAUUUGGUUUGUAUGUUUUGUUCAUUCUUAUUGUGUGACCCAGCUGCCCUUGAAUUCAUGGACAGAUGGCUCAUAUUCUUAUCUUUGUUAAUUGCCCUCUAUCAAUCUGUAUGUAUUAUAUUUUUGAAAAAAAGACACACAAGAUGUAAAUCACCUAUAAUUGAUUCUGUGUGAUGCUCAAUUUUCUUUGAAGUUUAUGUUAAAGAUUUAGCAGUUGACAAAUACUAAGCUCUAACAGAAAAGGGCAGAGCUUAUAACACUGAUAAGGAGACAAGAUCUAAACCAAGCAUAUCAAACUCAAAGGCUAGCAGGGGCCAAAUCAACAAGGAUUCAUUUAUAUGGGCCGUAAAAAACAAAAAUGUAAAUUUUUAUACAAACAUAGGUUUAUUUUGGAAAGUACAGCAUAAAAAACCCAGCAUUCCAUCUACUAAAUCCCAGUUCCCCACCUCUACUAAAUCUCAGUCUCCCCCCCUCCCCCCCCCUCCCCUUUACUAAAUUCCAGCUCCCCUGCCCCUGGUUAAAAAAAAAAACCACAAUAUUAAGGAACAAGCAGUACCCGGAGUCCUGCCUUGGUGCUUUCCGCACCCUGUGCCAAAGCAGUUCCUCCUAUUACUCCUUGAAACCGUGUGAAGACAGAGCAUGUCGGUGUCACGUCAGAAUGUGGCGUUGCAUACUUCCAUGCACCUCUAGGUUCCCAACUGUCCAGCUGCGGCCAUCGCAACACUGACUGACACACACUCACUUACAGACACACUCCCUGACAGACACACACAUCUACACAUUCACACAUUCUUGUACACACUCAUGAUCAUUUUAUUUAUUGCAGAUCCCUACCUUUGGGAGUUGGUGUGGGGCCUCCCCCUGGUGUCCAGUGGGGAUCUUCACUCUGGAGGUCUACCUGCCUGCUCCUCACUAUCACUGCUCCUUCACGUGCGCAUUUUAGUGAUGUCUUAUUCCGGCACCCGGUAUCACCACAGAGGCGCACACGAGCAGUAAGGAGCAGGAAGAACAGGCCGCGCUCCCUCUAUACCAUCUGCUUCAUCUCUCCCUUGCCAAGUCCACCACUUGGGCCCCCUGUUACACUCCAUCUACUCGCGGCGCUCCCCACCUCCUUGCCCAGGAUCAGCCCUGCCCCCAACCACCUAUUAGUAAUGAAGAAUAUUUUUGCUGGGUCGCAAAGAUAUUCAUUAUGGGCCACGAGUUUGACAUGCUUGAUCUAGACAUUUAGUUCCAGAAAAAAAUCUUAUACUGAAGCAUGAAUUUCUACAUUAAGUUUUAAUUUUUCAGACUUUGCUAACACAUUUGUUACAUAUAGGUAAACUUAAUAUUAAAUAACCUAGAAUGUAAAUUUUCCCUUUUAAGCGUUUUCAACCACCAAUACAGAUAAGUGGAACAGUAGACGAGUAACAAGGGAGAAGACUUCUAUUCAACAUGAACUACAAUAAUAACAAAUAAUUCACACCAAGUGCAACAAAAACAUGCAUGUCCAAAAUAUGAACUGAAAUAAAGGGCGGAACAAAAUUCACUGUAGGAUUUGAGGAGUCCGUAACUUUUUUUAUUUUUUUAUUAAUGAACCAAUUUCAAUGAUAUACAACGUAUGGUUAACGUAUGGAGAUUUGUUUGACUAGGUGUGGAAGAUGAAAUCUUUUAAAUGAGCUUCAUUUGCCGCCUUGCAAAGCCAGGCUCAUUCGAUUGCAUUGUUCAUAACAUUAGUUAAUGUUUCAGGCUCUAGCUCUCAAAUUCGUGCAUGUAUAUUCUUCUUGAGCUGCUCAAGUGUGUACGUGGUUUGUUCACGUACACCUGCUCCUUCAGAUAGCCCCACAGGAAGUAAUCGGUAGCUGAAAGGUCGGGCGAACAUGGCGGCCAAUAAAUUUGGAAAUUUCUUGAAAUUAUAUGCUCGCCAAACAGUUGUCUCAGUAUUGAAAAUAAAAUCCUACUAUUGUUACUCUUUGCCCCUUUGUAAAUUAUCCAUGAUGAAUCUCGUAAGGCUUAGUUAUAUGUACCUGCAACAAAAAAAUGGAACUACUUAAAAAAAAAUUAUUUACCUGUCAAAUUCUACUCUGAAUUUUGGCCCACCCUGUACAGGAAGAGUAAUGGAAGGAUGUUGAUUCGGGACUGUACAUUUAAUUUUAUAAUGUUAUAAAAAGUGUUCUACUAUAUGAGAAACCUGAAAUUUAAUAGUCUAGAAACUAAUCCAUUUGAUUAUAUUUCCCAGUAACAUGUGUAGAGGAAGUGAUUGCAUUAACCUUUUGUUUAAUUUAAUUUCACAGUCUGACCAAGGACAUGACUGGGAAAGAAGAUGUGUAUAGAGGACCAGCAAUCCGGGCACUUUGCAGUAUCACUGACGUAAGUAGCCAGCAUGACUGGUAAACCUGACCGCAAUACCACAGUGCUCUAAUACAUUUCUGAAUGGGGGUGUUUAACUCUGAAAGGUCUAUUUAUUGAAGUUUCUAACAAUACCCUAGAUUCAGUGCACCCUAUAAUUGCACUAAACACAGUAACAGCAGUUUUAUUUGGCCUUGAAUCUGGGAAAAGUAUGCUGUUCUCCAUUUAUCAUUAUUUAUCGCCAGGACUAAGCAAAUUAUAUGAUAUCAACAUAUUUUUGCACCUUUUCACACUGAAAUCUAUUAAUUGACAUAUGUAGAAAAGGGGGCUCAGGUUAGGUUAGUGCAGUUAUACAAAACACGCUAAUCACCAAUUAAAGGAGCAAACACACAAAACAGGUAUACAAAUACCUAAUUAAUUCCGAACUGUAGAGAAAAUAGGACUCCUCCCAGUCCUCGUAAUACAAUAUAUAGGUUAGUGCAGUACCAUAAAAAAGGGAAACAAUACUACUGUGCAGCUAUAAAUCAGUACACUACAGUGGCUCUCAAACAGCGUUAACAGCAUGAAACAAUCAAAAUGAAAAAAGUAGUACAAGUGCAACUCGAAAGCUGGUACAGCAAAGUGGUACUGAGGGACAUACAAGAGUUAAAGGGUUUGGAUGAAACCCUUUCUCAAUGUAAAAGCCAUGGAGGGCAUGACUGUAGUAUAUCUCAAUAACAUUUUUGUUGUGCUUGUCCUGUUUUGUCAUUUUGAUUGUUAAAAUCUAUGAAUAUAGCAUGCUGUGGAUCUUAAAAAUAAGAUAACUUUAAUAACAUUGAUUGCCUAUCUUCUACAUUCUGUCACUGACCAACCCUGGUUGGGACCUACUCUUUGAAAAAAUAAUUCUUACAAUUUAAUUCUGCAAAAGAUUAAAUUGUUUUCUUGCUGUCAAGCUUAACAUUAACCAUUAAAGAACAACUGUCAUGAAAUUUUCACUUCAUGUCUUUUUUUUGUUUUUUUUUUUUGUUUACUUUUUAAAGGACCACUCUAGGCACCUAGACCACUUUAGCUUAAUGAAGUGGUCUGUGUGCCAGGUCCCUGUAGGAUUAACCCUUUUUUUUUUAUAAACAUAGCAGUUUCAGAAAAACUGCUAUGUUUACACUGAGGGUUAAUCCAGCCUCUAGUGGCUGUCUCAUUGACAGCCGCUAGAGGCGUUUGCUGCUUCUCAUUGUGAAAAUCACAGUGAGAAGACCCCAGCGUCCAUAGGAACUUCCUAUGAGACUGGCUGACUGCGCGCGCAGCUCCUGCCGCGCAUGCGCAUUCAGCCGAAUAGGAGGAGAGCUCCCUGCCCGGCGCUGGAAAAAAGGUAAGAUUUAACCCUUUCCUCUCCCCAGAGCCCGGCGGGAGGGGGACCCUGAGGGUGGGGGCACCCUCAGGGCACUAUAGUGCCAGGAAAACAAGUAUGUUUUCCUGGCACUAUAGUGGUCCUUUGAUGAAAUUUUUUGAGAAAAUGUCGCUGUUGUAUCUGUCUGAGCAUGAUGGCUAAGAAUCUACUGUUAUGUGACCAACUGCAUUUCAACCUGACUUGCUUGCUGCUGCAGAUUUAUUGAGCGCACCCACAGCAGCAUACAAGUUAGGUUAAGCAGCAGUUUGCAAGGUAACCAUAGAGUCUGACUCAGCAUGGGUGCUAAACCAGAUAAAAAAAAAAAUAAAAAGUAAAAUUUUCUCAAGAAAUAUACAUAAUUGAAAAAAUAUUAGAUUUCAUCAAACUUAAAAACAAAACAAACAUAUAGCAAAUAAUGAAAAUUGGGUGAAAGGUGUCCUUUAUAAACAAAACUGGAUUAUAUUUCAUUCUACAAGCAUUUUCAGUGUUGAGUUACAUAUGAUGAUGCAUUAUGCAAGCUGUUCAGACUCAUUGGUUGAUGUUUUGAUAUUAUUGCUCUUAAACCUAUUCCACUACUAGUGGUGGAAAUAGGGUGCAGUAACCCCCUGUGGUACCUUUCCUGGUAUUUAUCUUUUGGACUUGCUUUCAUUCCCACACCUCUCAUACAAAAUAAUUUAAAAACUUGUUUCAUUUGACAUUUGAUAUACUAAAUUCUCUCAAUUCCAUAACCGUGUAUUCACAUAUUUAAGAAUACCAUCAUUGUAGUUGAGGUUUUACAGUAGUAUAGUCUUACUAUUUGCCGAACACUGCUUAUAACAGCCUGAACUGUUUUGUGUAUAAUUAGCUGCUUUCAAAGCCAUUCUUUGUUUAAUGGAUGAAACAUUUAAAUUUGGAAUGUUAGUGUUAGCGUCACAGUUUGAUGCUAGGACAAAUAGUGUAACUUCAACAAAGAGCUUUUCUGGGAAGAAAGCAUAGAGACAAUUAAACCUCAUAAGUUCCCCAAAAAUCUGUCAAAGAUGUACAUAUUUGGUAUUACUGUGUUUAGGAGAUACGGAAGAAUACAAUUCUAGGGUCUUUGAAGUAGUAGGACACACAAGACAUGUGAAAUUCGCCAUUAAAGUUCAAUGUGAAUAAUAACACAACAAUACAGCUAAAAUCUGCACAAAUCGAUGAAGUGUCAAGUGAGAAGACUCAAAAUGCCCCAUACUAAAUAAAUCCAGUGCUAUGAUGGGGGGAAAGUGCAGUUGGGGAUUGUGUUUUUUUUUUCCCCCCAAAAUAAACAUUUCUGUAAUGUGACCCUAUAAUAUAUAUCAAAUUGUAUGACGAAAAUCCAUAUGUGGGUUAUUGAUGUACUAGGGGGCAGUAGCAAAUCUGGAGUUUUUACAGUAGUGGAACAUACAAGGUCUGUGAAAUUCCCCACACAAGUGAAAUAUGUAUGUGAAAAAUAGUUGUAUAGUCAUCUAAUCUGUUCUAGAUUGGUAAUAAACGGUUACAUGAAAAUUAUCAGAAUGCUCUUGUAUAUAAUACCAUAAGGGGUCUAAUUUCUGCAAAUGUAAACUUUUUAUUACAAUUUUUGACAUUAUUGGCCGAGAAAUCCCUAUUAGGAAUGUGAAGAUCAGUGCAUGUGUAUAGUUUUUGUUUAUUUUUUUACAAUGGUAUUAUCUGCUUCUAGGGCCUCUUAAUUUGGGGGUAUAAGUGAGAAACUAAUAGCAAACAUAAAAAGUCUAUUUUUAUUAUUUUGCAGGCAGUUGAUUGAAAAUACGUUUAUAAUUGAAAUGUAAUUUAAGAAUGUUUGUUUGUUAAAAUGCAAUCUAACCACUUCUGUCAUAGAUGACGUGUAUUUGCUAUUUAAUGAUUUUAACUUUGCCAUGUGAUCUAUUUUAUGUUCUUCUAAUUCUUAAUUCUUUAUUUUCUUUCAGGCCACCAUGCUGCAAGCUAUUGAGCGAUAUAUGAAACAGGCAAUAGUAGAUAAAGUUCCUAGUGUCUCCAGCUCUGCAUUGGUGUCUUCAUUGGUAAGUAGAUAAGAGGUUAGAUACUGGACAGUAUACUGUUGGCCUCUAGACAAUUAUAACUGAUGCUAUUACAUUACAGCCAAAAAUUUGGUUAUGGCAUGUCAAAAAUGGUUUGCUAUAAGCAAGCACUUGUUUAAAGUAAAUUUUAAUUACACUAUGGUCUAUAAAGAGAAAUGUUAACUGACUCAAUUUUUUUUCUCAGCAUAUGAAUAAAAUAAGCCACGAUGUGGUGAAAAGAUGGAUCAAUGAGGCUCAGGAGGCAGCUUCUAGCGACAACAUCAUGGUUCAGGUAGGUUACUGUCACGAGUUAAAUGGUAAACCAAAGGAAAUAAGCAAAUGUCACAGUACACUAAAAUAUAAGAAAAUUAUAUUUAUUAAUACUAGUAAAAUAUUUAACCAUGAACUGUGGAUUAAGGACAAUUAACUGAAUGUCUGCAAGUCAAUGCUUCCUGAUGGGAUGACAUAUUAGGUGCAAUUCUGAUAAUAACAAAGCCCACCAUACCUUUUUAAAAUAACCUUUUAAAAAAUAGUUUUUUCUUUAUCUAAACGAAAAAAUGGCUUUCCUCAGUUCUUCCCUUAUAUACUAUUCAACAGUAUAACCACAGUCUUCUCUACUGACCACAUAUCAAUUAUGCCGGUAAAAACAUUCGUAAUGGAGUGCUGAGAAACAUAACAGCUUUGUUUUAUUGCAAAGGUUAUGAUGCAGAGAGGACAUGGCGUUCUGUCUCCCUCACCAAAGCAAAUUAUAACUGCAGUGGGUUUGCAAAAAAAUGCUGGGUCUGUAAGAUUCCUACAUGGAUCAAUGAUGUCAGUGGAAGAAUCUUACUAUGUUGUCUGUCCUCUUCUUCAAGAUCUUUAGGUGAUUUUACUGAAUCAUCCCAGACAAAUGGAAGUGCCAGUGGAACGCGUUAAAAAUUCUAGGGGACUGUUUAAUUACUACAGUCCCAAUGGUGGAUUUGAAUAUUGUACUAUAAAUAGAGUAUUUGUACAUUGUGUGUAAUGCAGGUAUAAAUUGAGAUAAGUGUAACAUUAGUGGCUUUACCUUUUCAUACAGUAUCAUGCACUUGGACUUCUGUACUACUUACGAAAGAAUGAUCGACUUGCAGUUUCCAAGAUGCUCAACAAAUUCACAAAGUCUGGGUUAAAAUCUCCGUUUGCAUACUGCAUGUUAAUACGAAUUGCCAGCCGGCUUCUGGAAGAGUCUGAAGAGGGGUGAGUUAAAAUACUUUCUCUAUCAGGGCUUUUAUAUUUUUUGUAGGUCUGUAAAAGAAAAAAGUCCUUGCAGCAACUUGUGGGACUUACAGGGGUAAAUCCUUAAUGCGGCACUGUCAAUUUGCAAAGACCCCCAACAGUAACAUCGAUGCAGGGGGUAGAGGAGGCAGGUAAAUGUAAGAUGUGUGUACCUGAACCUGCCCCUCACGGCAUUGCCAUCUUCUUCCAGUGUGUCCUCUUCAGCUAGCUGAUAUCACUGCAUGCUCUAGAAUACAGCAUUGAGGUUACAGCGAGACCACGGGAUCCUCCUUUUACAUUUUGCCAGUGGCUUUAGUUAUCCUUUCAUUCUCAAAGGCCUGCUCUUUUAUAUAUGUGUGUGUGUAUGUGUAUACAUAUAUAUUUUUAUGUUUUUAAAUGUGUUGCAGACACAACAGUCCUCUUUUUGACUUCAUUGAAAGCUGUCUUCGGAACAAACAUGAGAUGGUAAUUUAUGAAGCUGCCUCAGCAAUAAUUCACCUGCCUAACUGCACAGCGAGGGAACUGGCUCCUGCUGUAUCCGGUAUGAAAAAAUUCCCUCCACUUUUUUUUUUUCAAUUUUUACCCCUGUUAGAUUUUUAACUCCCUCUUAUACAUAUCUGGCAUAGAUGUACAGCUUAUUGAUCAGAGUGGUUUGUUGUAUGUAUAGCUGUACAUGAGCCACUACUUUAAAGAAUUGUUACUUUAGAAACUGUGGUCCAUUCUAAUCUCUGUGUAACAUCAAUUUAUUGGGCUCUAUCCUCCUGCAAAAAAUAUUGUGGCAUUCCAGCACAGUGUUAACUAUCUCACUUCUUAGAGGCAUUGCAUUUUAAGUUGAAACUUAGCUGGCAAUGGGGUCUCUGUCAUGCAUUACCUUUAAUUGUGGUGACCAUUCCCAAAAGUCAAAGAGCUCUGGGAAAAAAAACAGUCUUACCGUGCUCCACGCAAUUUUGCACUGCCUGGUAUUCAUGGACUGUUGGUCAGUUCCCCCUUCUAUACAAUUUGAGAAAAUCGGUUAAUGAGCAAUAUUUCCUUUGUGGCAUUGAGAGCCUUUUCCAAAAUCUGAAAGCCAGUUGGGGUUCUGCCUCUCUCAAAUGCUAUGUGUAAAAUUGUAGAUGACAUGCUGAUGGAUAAAUUAAUUACAAUGACCAGGGGAACUUUCAAGCCAAUUGAUGCGUUUGUUUUCACUAAAUAGCAUCUAUUUAGAACAUUGUCACACUGAAAUUUUAUUUCUCUUUUGUAUUAUAUUUUCCUUAACAAAUUAAAAAAAAAACCAAAAAAACUAGCUUGAUGCUUGUCUUACCCUGAACUGCCAGCCUUGUCACCUGUUCUUCACCCUGAAAUGGGAACUAACUUGCUUGGAUAUACUCUAAUCUUACUUACCAAUUUGCAUUACCAGGCCUAUAAUAAUUGGUUGAUUGCAAUGUGAAAAGCAUUUGCAAAACUGAUUGCUUUGUACUUAUGUACACAAGUUACUUUGAUGUGUCUUUUCUAUGAAAGGGACUGAUGUCAAAUAAACCAUAUAAUAUGGCUAUUGAUUCAUGUAGGAUUUGUCACCUUAAUUCAUGCAAAGUUUUGUUUUUUUGUGUGUAAGGAACACAUCAUCAGCAUCUACAGUUAAUUUAGAACAUUUGCAUCAUUAUGUUUUCAUCUAUUUAUUUUCAGUCCUGCAACUUUUCUGUAGCUCUCCAAAACCUGCCUUGCGGUACGCUGCUGUAAGGACUCUUAAUAAAGUAAGUAUUCUGCUUAAAAGUUUGAUUGCACCACUUGCUUUUGCUUUCAAUUUACACAUAGUCCAGUUUACUGUUUAAUGAGCUGGGCUGUGUGCAGCGUAGGCUUAGUCCUGUGCCGUGGCUUGACUCUCUCUCCAGAGAGGAAUGAGAGCUCAGCCCAGGUUGUGCAUGCUGCACAAGGACACCAUUAACAAAGGUUACCUGCUGCUGUUGCAUUUACUAAGCAGUAGAUUUAUGGUGGUAACUUUUAGCACUUUUUAUACAGUGUCACUUGAUAUUUUUAUUACGUGUUUAAUUUGUUUUUUCAUGUAAACACAUUGUGAAUUUGGCAUAUAUCUCUUGCCACCAGCCAUAAAAAUGUUGGUGUUUAAUUAUUAACCUUUUAUCUGCAUCUCUACCGCUGUACUUGUCCUGUAUGUUGCUUUCUAUAAUAGAAUGUUGCACUGUACAAAUAGUGAUUUGUCAGUCAAGUAAUAUGAAAUCUGUGAAAGCUUUCAUUAACAAGCAUACAUGUGACAAUGUAUAAUUGUUUCUGCUGGUGUUUCCAUGCUCUUAAAUUCUUUAAAAUGUGAAAGUGAACACGUUGCCCUCUUUCUCUAAUAGGUGGCAAUGAAGCAUCCCUCUGCUGUUACUGCGUGCAACCUUGACUUAGAGGGCCUUAUCACAGAUUCAAACCGUAGUAUUGCAACACUGGCCAUCACCACACUCCUGAAAACUGGCAGUGAGAGCAGCGUUGACAGGCUUAUGAAACAGAUCUCUACUUUUGUGUCUGAAAUUUCUGAUGAGUUUAAAGUAAGAACGUCUUUGUGUUCUAUUUCCCAAUCCCAUAUUUUAUGACUUAAAAUGUAUGUGGAUAAUUCUGGUGCAGUGCUAAAUUUCAUGUAAUCUCGAUAUAAAGGAGGAAAAUGUUUUGCCGCUUAUUCCAAAUGUAGCAAUUUACCACAAUAUUGUUGUGUUUUUCACUUACAAAACGUGGUUGUCACAUCCCCUUGUUUAUGUAGAGUACCAACUUCUUUUUUUUCCAAUUUACUUUUUAUUAGGCAUUUUCGUGUUAUGGGUACAGAAAGGAAAAAAGGGGGGGGGGAAACAAUGUACAUGUUCUUACAUUCUGUUAUUUUACAUCCAAGAUUCCUGCGGGGGGGGGGGGUUACAACAUAACAGGGUAAAGCAUUGGCCCUUGCGGCACAGCGUGUUAUUGAACAAUCACAGUACACCUGCCUCCUUUGUUGCUAGUAUUGUCAUACCGUUCUAGCCGGUGUGUUUUCUCAAUCUGGGUGUAACUCUUGUCUUUUGCUUCCCCUAACACAACUAUUUACACAUUGGUAUCCGUCUACUUUGAUUCUCAUUCUCUCUGUUGCCCCUGGUUUGUGCGUGUGUCUGGUUUCUCCCCGUGAUUUGUGGCUGUGACUCUUUGGUGGCUCUCGUUUUUUUUUUUUUUUUUUUUUUUUGUGGUUUGUUUGUUUUUUCCGCUUCUUCCCCUCUCCUCCUCACUCUCCCUCCCUGUCUCCCGCCUCUUUGCCCGGCUGUUCUAUAACCACUUCAUGUGGUUCUCGUCACCUCUUCCCAUCUGUCUCUGGCUUGUUUUGCUUGAGCAGAUGCUCCAAAUUUGGCGUUUAGUUUGGUUUCGUACAUUAAAUUGGUAGAGAUUUGGGUCAGUAAUGCAGCUUUUUCUGGUCUCGUGGUUUGUUUCCAGGCCCUUGCAAUCAGUGUGUUUGCGGCUAUUAGGAUAUUGAAGAGUAGUAUCGCUUGUGGCCUGUUGUAUGUCUCUAGAGUCAUAAACAACAGGCCACAUUCUGGCUGGAGGGGCGCCUGUGUGCCAAGUGUGUGUCGAAUAAUGUCUCCUACUUCUUUCCAGUAUGGUUGUAUUUGGUUACAUGUCUACCAUAUGUGGUACAUGCUGCCUUCCUCCAUCCCGCACCUCCAGCACAGUUUUGACGUAUGUGGAUACAUGGUUGCUAGUCUCGUCGGCACCAUGUACCACCUGUACUGCAGUUUCCUCAUGAGCUCUGUGUGCUGCGCAUCUAGAUCUCCCUUUGUGGGCGAUAAAGGCUUUUUGCCAUUGGCUGUCAGUGAAUUGUUUAUGUAGGUCUUCAUGCCAAUGCUCCUUGAAUUUGUCUUUCGGUGGUGUUUUAGGGUUGUCGUUUAGUGUGGCGUAGAGUAGAGAGAGUGUCUGUCUUUUUUGGUAUGUUGCCCGUGGUGCAUAUGUGAUAUAAUUGUUUUAAGGGUGUGGGUGUUUUUGUUGUGGUCUCAUUCUCCAGAAGUGCUUUUAUUUGGAGGUAUGUGAACAGAGUGGCAUUUGGCAAGUGGUAUUUGUGUUUCAGAGUGGGAUAUGGUUCUAGUUUACCUUCCUUGUAAAGGUGUUCUAUUCGUGUGCACCCUCGUUGGGUCCAGGGGCGGUGGUCUAAAGUGGGAUUUGCGAUGUGCAGGCUCUGUAUCGGGGUCGCCAUCACCCAGCUUUUGGUUUGCCCUAGGAGUUUUGUCUUCAAGUCCCAUGUGUCUAGGAGUAAGGAGGUAGUUGGUAGUAUAUCUUUGUGUUUGGGUCUCAACUUGUGGGGUACCCAGAAUAUGUAUUUUAUGCCCCCUGAGUAUAUCCCUGCAGCCUCCAUCUCUGCCCAUUGAGGCUUGUUUCCCCCUGUGUGUAGAGUGAGACUAGUGGACAGGAGGGCGGCUUCAUAAUACAGAUGGACGGCUGGCAGGCCCAGUACCAACUUCUUUUUAAUAUAUGCUCCUGAGAUUGUAUUAAAGCAUCUCUGUCACCAAAGAAGAUUGAGUAUUACAUAAAUGUAUAACAUUUAUGAAAUACUCCUAUUGCUUUUGUUGGAAUUUCAGUGCACGUCCAAGGCAAUCAAAAUAAUUCAUAAGACAAAGUUUGGAACUGUUUUGUCUUAUGGACAAGCCUAAGGUUGGCAAACUUUGACAAAAGACUGAGGUUCCUCCAUCAAGUUUUAUCAAUUCCUGUAGCCACCGCUAUGCAUUCUCUCGCUCAUUGGGAAGUUGUUCUAUGGAAGAUGUCAUUGUAUCUCCCAUAGAUCUGCAUGUACUUAGAGCAGUAAUGAGGGAUUUCUUGGUGCAUGAAGUGCCAGGAGCUUAAAAAAGACGUGGCAAUCCGAAAGGGAGAGCUUCCGCUAAGAAUUCCUCACCUUUGUUUUAAACUGCUGAAAAUAAAUAAUCCUGAUCAUUUGAAAAGUGUGCUGGUCUGGACCACGAUCACUGCAAAUGUGCAGCAAAUGCACAAUAUACAAAAAAAAUUUGUAUCUUCCUAAUUCUGUUAUUUGUAUAAAAUAAGGGUUCACCCUCUUUCUGAAAUUGCCCUUCAACUUUUAAUUUUAAUGUGGCACUGGGUUUCAUAAAAAUAUAAAGUUUAUAAAACACUAAUAAUAACUGCAGUGUAUUUCCAACACAAUUAAAAGAUACAGAACAAAGGAACUACUUUGUCUUAUGGAUAAUACUGAGAUUGACAACAGUUAACAAAAAGCAGGACUUCCACUGUUAAUUUUUAUUUCCAUGCAUUGGCAUCAAGUAAUGACUUUAAAGCACUGAGUGAGAAUUGCUGUGUGUGGAGGAUCUCUAUUUGUAUUUGCAAAGCUCAUGAUAGAUGAAGCACCAGGUACUUGUAGACAGAUCCUGGGAAGAUGGUGGGACCCAGAUGAGAGAGCUUUAAGUUAGCUUCUCACCAUGACCUUGACAGUACAAGUGGGCAUGUACCUUGGUACUUUGGUCCCUUCAGGAUUAUUCUUUACAUGCACAAACUGUAACGAAGUCUUUAAUUUUUAUCUUUUUAAUGCUGGUUUAUUCCUUUUUUCAUGUGACUUUUAAAUUCUGAUUUAAAACCGAAAACCCUGUUUUGAUGCCAUGUUUAUGUUUGCAGGUAGUUGUUGUGCAAGCUAUUAGUGCCUUAUGUCAGAAGUACCCACGCAAGCACACCGUGAUGAUGACCUUCCUUUCCAACAUGCUCAGGGAUGACGUAAGUGUUUACACUUUAUUUUAUAAAACUAUUUUGUUUUCGGAAAAAAGUGCCAUUUGAAUAACAAUUUAAUUACUUCAGAGUGCAGUGUGCUACUGAGCUAUCCUACACUGACAGGGUUAAUCUGACAAGUUUAAGCAACAUGUUGAUUUUAUUACUUUGCCCUGCUUGAGACCAUUUUUCUGUAGAAUUAUCCAGAUGUAGUAUAACUCUGAUUUAACGUGUAAACUUGAAAUUGUGUAACUCUUAUUUUUAUUUUUGUAUAUGUAUGUAUCAAAAUACCUACUGGGCAUUGCAAGUGAAAAUUCAGCCCUAGUGAGUAGAAAUUAACCACCUCUAGGCUUGCAUUCGCCAGUAACAUUUAUGGCAUGUCCAAUAGUAAAAUUAAGUCCCUCUCUCACUCUCUGUCAUAUCAGGGGUUUUCAUUUUAUAAGUUGUCUUGUAAGAGAAUCUGGUGGACCUUUGUCUUUGUUAUGACAAAUCUUUAAAGGCAUAUUCUGAAAUGUUAUGGGUGUGUGCAUGCUGUUUGAGUAUAAAUGCAUAUCUUUUAAAUCAAUUAUUGCAUAUUAUUGGUACGGAAAGUGUUAAUUCUGUAAAUUAUUCUAAUGCAAAAACUCAAAACAAAACUGGAUUAUUUUGUAUGAAAUGUUUUUAUUUGUAGUUUAUGAUUAGUCUGUGCUGUCCCUUCAGGGUGGUUUUGAAUACAAACGUGCAAUUGUGGACUGCAUUAUCAGCAUUAUCGAGGAAAAUCCAGACAGCAAAGAGUCUGGUUUGGCCCAUUUGUGUGAAUUUAUUGAGGAUUGCGAGCACACUGUACUAGCCACAAAGAUAUUACAUUUGUUGGGUAAAGAAGGACCACGAACACCCACCCCUUCUAAAUACAUCCGCUUCAUCUUCAACAGAGUAGUACUGGAAAAUGAAGCAGUACGAGCAGGUAAGCGUAAAGAUGAAUAAUUUAGUGCAAAUUUAAACAGACCUUAUGGCGGUACUUCCGCACUUGUAAUGGCUUCCAGAGGAUAGAAGUAUUUUUGAUAACCUUUUACUUCUGUCUUGUUUCUUUUCUUCUCCAACAAAGCAAUUGUUAACUUUAAACAUUUACAUUCUUGACUAUAGGGACAGUAAUAGUACUUUCAAAUCAAGAAGAACUCCUGGAAAUGUGAAAUAUUAAUUAUUGUUUUCUGUAACAUUGUCUGUUUUGAUACAGUAUAUAUAAACUUUUGUUCACCUUUUAUUUGUGUAAGGAAUAGCUCACAUGCUUUUAUACACCCACAACCCCAAUGACAAAGUAUAGCAAAAGGCACAAGUUCAUAAAUUCUCAGUAAACAUAUUGAAGUGCUUACAAUGAGAGAGAGUACGAACAGUGGAGAUGAAUAUGAGAUACAUUUAUGUUCGCAGUAAUUCUAGAUGUGGUCAGCAGCAUCAUCCUAUGAUGUUCUAGGUGUGAACCUACACACUAGCACAUCUGCAUUUGUGCUUAGUGUUAUGGAGGUUACAUUCCUUUACAUUUCAUGCACUGUAUGUGCCAGCAUUGCCUGAUUUACUAUGAAAGUAAAUAAAUGAAAUCAGUUUCAAUUUGCUUAUUUUUGGUGGCAAAAUGUCCAAUAUCUGUCAUCAGUUAUAGACUUUGUUUCUAAUUAUCUCUUCGACCAAUCAAGGUGCAAUUUGUGGGAGCUUCCCCCCCAUUUUCCUCAGUUCAUUAUUCUGUCUUUUCCCCUCUGGGAAGAAGUAAACUUAAAUAGAGGUGGUGACAACAACAACAACAAAAAAUCACUUGUCUUUCGUGGUCCCUGCAUUUGAGAUUGCCAACUUAUUGAUGAGAACAGUCAAUGCAUUGUUAAAGCAGAAAGUUGGCCUGAUUUGCAAAAUAAGAAUGUUUGUGAUAUACUCACAACUAUAACUUUGCACUUUGCUCUGUAAUUUUCAAUCCAUUCUCAAAAAUAGUUGCACAAAUCUGAAAAGGUGUGUUAGUACCUUGUAUACAAAGAACUGGCGAGAACCAGGUGACUGUGAGUCUGACUUGUUGUUGAAACUAUAUCAAACAUUGAUCAGCAGUUUGAGUGGCUGAAAGAUCAAGACUCAAACCCAUAUGAUUCAUAUUAUAUUAAGAAUAAUAAUCUUUUGUUAUGGAUACUUUUUUUCUGCCAAAAGUUCAGAUUGAACUUUAAAUGUUAAGUUAUGUUAUUUAUCUAUUGCAGCCGCUGUUAGUGCUUUGGCAAAGUUUGGUGCCCAAAAUGAAUGCCUCCUCCCCAGCGUUUUGGUUCUACUUCAGAGGUAAUAACUGCAUUAUAAAAGAAAGUUGCCUUUUAUUUUGUUUUUUAAGUAAACAAUUUCACAUUUGAAGUCAAAAUAAACCGCUAAACUGAAAAUGUAGCUGACUAUAUGAUUUCUUUUUUUAGCUUAUCUAUUUUGGCCUAAAAUGUAAAAUGGCUAGAGAUAUGAGGGCUCAAAAAAAAAAACCUAGGGGAAAAAAAAAAGUUAUUUUUCUAAAGCCAUUUUUAGCAAAACAUAGCUAAGAGAAUUUUUCCAUGUUGGCUAUUCAUAUUGGUUAUUUUAACCUUAAAUUUGCAAUCCACUUUAAAUUCUCAGAUUAGUAAAUAACCCUGGUAGUGUUUACUUGUAUCUGACCACAAGAUUGUUUUUUUUUUUUCCCCCUUCUUUCAGUAAAAUGGUGAGACCGACAUUGAGCAUUUGGAAACAUUUGCAAAUAACAUCAAAAUAAUUUGUUUUUCCAAAUGCUACCAGGAUGACAAAACACAUCCUUGCAUGCCAGGUGUGUCCUAAAGGCAUUAAAAAUACUUAAUGGAAUUAAAUCAGACCAACAUAGGUAUUUAAAAAAUAUACUCCUGAACUAAAGGGGAACUAAACUCGACUGAAUGCAUUAUACUCAUAGGAAAAGUGGCGUCUUAAAUGUAUCCUUAUUGCAAAUUCUUACUUGAAGUUCAGUAGAGAUGUAAGUUAAAGUCAAAACUAUAUUCUGAAUGUGAUAAGAGUUUUGACCAGUGCUGACAUAUGCAUUCACUGCCUUUUGAGCUUUACUUCUAGGGACCUAAUGUGAUCUACAGCCCUGUGUUACUGACAUAAAACCAAAGUGCAAUCUUACAUAAUUCUUCACUCUACUAACGUUUUCACUGGCAGGUGCAUGAUGGACAGUGACGAUGAAGUGCGAGACAGAGCAACAUUUUACUUCAACGUAUUGAAACAGAAACAGUUAACGCUGAAUGCUGCCUAUAUUUUCAAUGGUGAGUAUAACAAUGGAAAACCUGCAACUAAUGUAAGUGACAUCUCAUAACCUUGUAUUGAUAAAGUGGAAUAGUACUGCAUGUAUUUCCUUUUUCAUGAGCUUAUUUUUGAUGGCAGACACUUUUAUACCCUGAGAGCUGACAACCCUCACUGAUAGACUUAAGAGUUGAAAUUGACCAUUCAUAAUUGAGGUUGACUGGACUUAUCAAUAUCAUACUGAAAAUGUUUCCUGCAUGGUUGCAUUUGAUUAAAUAUUGCUUUGCAUGCUGCAUUCAGUUUUUGUGUGCCAGCAAAAGAAAGUGAUCAUCUCACAUAGUUACAAAGGUUUAUAAGAGACGUGCUGUUGAUCCAAAAGAAGGCAAAAAGCCCAGGAUGAGGCACUUUUCCAUUUUGCAACAAACUAGGAAAAAAUUUCUUCUUGACCCCAAAUGACAGUCUGAUCACUCAGUUCAAGAAGCUAUUACCCUGUAAAUUUAAAUUCGUAUCCCUGAAUAUUAUGCUUUUGCAAGUAUUCAUUCAGUUGCUGUUUAAAUUUUUUGUACACACUCUGAUAAAACCAGAGAGUUCUACAUCCUUAUUGUUCUUACUAUAAAAAAAAUUUUCUUUGCCUUAGACUAAAUCUCUUCCAGUCUAAAUGCAUGACCUUGUGUUCUAUGUAUAGUCCUGUUUAAAAAUCAUAAAGCCUCCAUUCCUUUUCUUUUUGUAACUUGCCUCUGAUUUUUUUUUUUUUUUUUCUAGUACCAUAAUAUAUAUAAAGAACAGUUAACCAAAAAUGCACAGAUAAUUCAUGGUGUGCUCUUACCAUUAAUUUAAGAGGCAAAAUUACAUUUAUUAUUAAUGCCCCUUUUUGACAAUACCGUACUGGCCUUAUCAACUGUUCAUUGGCAUUACACAUUGUUGCCUAGUUUACUGUUGAUAACCAUUCCCAAAUCCUUCUCGUGUGUUGUUAUCCCUAAUUCACUACAAUAUAGGGCAUAAGUUGCUUAUGCAUUCUUUACUCCAACUUUGCAUUUGUCUACAUUAAAUUGAAUCUGCCAUUUGAGUGCCCAGUCCCCAAAUCUAUCUAAAUAGAAGCAGUCCCAGAACAGAACCUGUCGGGCAUAACUUAAAACAUUUGUCCAGACCACAGUGACUUAUCAUUUUGCUUACCCAAUAACACUCUCAUGCUUAUUUAAUUUUCUUUUUACUACUGCAUAGCUUAAGGCAUACACGCAACUAAACCGCCUAGGCGGUUAUGGUCGCCUCUCACACGCAGCCUGGUGGCGCCGGCGCUAGUUCGCCUGGCGAAGUACACAUAUAUACCUGUCUCAAAGAAUGCGUAUACCUAAGUCUUCAGCAUAAACAAUACUGCCGUUAGAGAGUAGAGCCUUAGAAUUUAUAUUGUAAACGUCUUAAUGUCUAGCAAGUUACGAAACUAAAUGCAUAUGUAUUUGGUUAGAUCCCUUACGCCAGCUUCUGAUCUGACUGCUAGAAACUAAACUUGUCUGGAUAACGUAAACAAUGCUAUAACUAACUAUGCUUGCCUGUAAUACACCAUUAUGCUAUAAAAUUGUGCUUGUAACUCAUGGGUCCCGCAUGUUUAGCAAGGGGGAAAAAAGCCUGAGGACUGCUUUCGGGGUACCCCAGGCCAGCUUGUAACGUUUAUAUGCACUGCAAAAAAAAGAAAUGUACCAUUAAAGGACCACUCUAGGCACCCAGACCACUUUAGCUUAAUGAAGUGGUCUGGGUGCCAGGUCCCUCUAGGAUUAACCCCUUUUUUUUUUUUUUUUAAAUAAACAUAGCAGUUUCAGAGAAAUAAAUGGGUUAAUCCAGCCUCCAAAUCCUCUAGUGGCUGUCUCAUUGACAGCCGCUAGAGGCGCUUGCGUGCUUCUCACAGUGAGAACACGCAAGCAUCCAUAGGAAAGCAUGCGCAUUCAGCCGAAGAGGAGGAUCGGAGAGGAGGAGUAGAGCUCCCCGCCCGGCGCUGGAAUAAACGUAAGUUUAACUCCUUUCCUCGCCAUCCAGCCCGGUGGGAGGGGGUCCGUGAGGGUGGGGGCACCCUCAGGGCACUUUAGUGCCAGGAAAACGAGUAUGUUUUCCUGGUACUAUAGUGGUCCUAUAAUGGCAACUCUCUGUAUUCUUCAAUCCAAUGUUCUACAGAAAAAUAAGAAUUUUCAUUUAGACCAAUUUCUUUUAGUUUGAACACUAAAAUAGUUCCACACAACAGUUUGAACACCUUGGGUGUGCAAAAAUUCAUACCAUUAAAAUGUGAUAUUCCACAAAGCUUUGUGAAAAAGUGUCUCCAAAUAUUUUCAUGCAAAUCAAUUUUCCAAAGUGCACAAUUGACAACAAUAUUCUCAAUAUUAACUACGUAGCAUUAAUAGAUUUAGUUAAAACAUCAAUUCAUACUGAAAUCACCACAGAGAUGUAAAAGUGAUUUUCAUAAAAGCACAAACAGAUGAAAUAUACUUGCACAAUAUCCUUAUGUAGAAUCAAAAGGAUCUAAGGAUAAAAAAAACACCCUAGUGCAACAUUGUAAAAUAAAGCAAACAGAAACGUAAAAUCCAAAUGGUUAAACUCACAAAUUAAACUCAUCCAAGAUUGCCAGCUGUACUGACUCACCCACAGCCGAAAAUAUCUUACUUCUAAUCUUUCUUCAAUUCCACAAAUUUUAAAAGCCAUAUAAGCAGCUCAACAUCUGUUUAUGCUUUUAUGAAAAUCUGUGCCUUUUACACCUUUAUGGUGAUUUCAGUAUAAAUUGAUCCUAAUAGAUUAAAAGGAGAGGUUCUCUUAUUUCCACACUUUGCUCCUUAAGUACUUGUAGGUGACCGUCAGGCCCAAAAAGCUUUGUUUACCUUAACUUUCUUUAGUUACUUCUGCACAUUGUCUUGAGAUAUACAAUCACAAUCUUUAUGCAGCAAGCAUUUGCAUAUCUCUUGCCAUAGGCUCCUCCUUAAUAUAUACUGAGGGGAAGAAAAAAAAUUGUGUUUUUUUUUUUUGUUUUUUGUUUUAAUUUUUUUUCCCUGGUCUUCAUUAACUAACACACCCAUCUCUGUUUUCAAUGUACUUACACUUUAAUUUUUUUAUAAUUGUGUACUUAAAAAAAAUUCAAAUAAUAAAACAUUUAUGGUUGGUUUUGUUCUAUCUGACUAUCACUUUCUUAUUUUCUAGUUUAGCCCAUCUAAUCAUUUUUUGCAUGCAUUAUUGGCUUCCUUAAAAUUUAUAGAGGACGCCUCUUAUUUUGUCUGAUUUUAAAUGCUUUAAUUGCCUUUUUCUUAUUUUUAAUUUCUUGGUUUACCUUUCCACUAAACUAUUUUGUUAUAUAGGCUCCUUGCAUUAAUAAGCAGGCAUUUAGUAUAAUCACGAAUCUCUUGUACUUUAUGUAAAAGUUUAUUACUGUUAUAUCUUUUCUGUUCUUAUCUUGCCCCUACCCCAUCUCCAUCACCCCCUUGUGCUGAGCUAAAGCCCAUCUCUUUUCUGUCUUAUCUACCUCUAUUUUGUAGCUUUCUAUGUCCCUUCCCCCACCAUUGGUUUAAAAUCUCCUCCAACAUUCUAGCCAUACUGUCCUCAUAUCUGCAACAUUCCAGACCUGGGAAUCCACAAACUGUCCAUUUGAGACGAUUACCCUAUAAACUUUCUUAAUAAAAGAGUCCCCUACCAUGACAACCUUUCUAGCCUUUCUUACAUUCUCAGCCCGACAUGUACUCGAGGGGCUGUUCCUUUGGAUGUUAGAAGGAGCAUCUUUCUCCAGUACAGCUACUCCUGAGCUAUUGCUCCCAACAUCUUCACUCAAACAGGCAAAUGUGUUAGAUUGCACAAAGUCACAACCAUCUAAACCUUUCCUUCCCCCACUAACAUAUGAAACUGUUAACCAGCUGUCUUAUCUCCUCCCUCUCCACUAGAGGGCCCCACUAAACUGACAAUUUUGAACGGGGACUGCUACUCACUUAGCAAUCUGUCUCAAUGUAGCAAUUCACUUCUCCAGAUCUCCAAUGUAAGCUUUCAUAGGAGCCACUCGCUCACUACUGCCACAGAGGUAUGGACCCUGGAUGGAUUGAUGCAUACAUGUAGCAAGAUGUGCUCUGUCAAAUCUUGUCAGCACCCAUUUCUAGUUGCCAAAAACAAGUAUGCAGGACAGUAAUUGUUGGAUUAAACCCUUGUUUUGAACGCUUUCUUAAAAGAAACUACUUUUAAGCCACUACAAGUGAGUUUAUUAAUUUCAGUUCUUAAAAAAAAAAAGACAAAGUAUAGUAGCACUAUUUUCUGUGACCUAUAAAUAAGUUCAACGCAAUGACCUAUUUAGGUAGAAAUUCCGUUUUAUGUUUUGUGACAUAUAUAUAACACUAUAAUUCGGCAAGUUCAAAUUAUGAUACACUACUUAUUUUUUUCCAGGGUUGACAGUCUCUGUGCUUGGAAUGGAGAAAGCUUUGCACCAGUACACUCUGGAACCUUCAGAUAAACCAUUUGACAUGAAGAGUGUUCCUUUAGCCACUGUUCCCUUUAUGGAACAAAAAACAGGUGUGUGUGUGUGUGUGUAUGUGUGUGUGUGUGUGUGUGUGUGUGUAUAUAUAUAUAUAUAUAUAUAUAUAUAUAUAUAUAUAUAUAUAUAUAUAUAUUGCUUCUUUAGUGGGGAAAAAAGAAGGUUGUGCUGUUGGAUCACUGCCAGGUUUUAUCUAUACUUGUGUGUUUGUUUAACUUAAUCUAAAUAUAUAAUACGUGCAUGGCACGUAUAACCCUCUGUGCUUUCAUGCAGUGCAGGACGUAGCAUCCAUUGACUGAAUUGAUGGUCAUGCAGUAAAGGUACCAGCAGGGGUUAAAUCUUUUGAUACCUGAGGGUCCCUUCUAGGUGCAGUGCUCUAAGUGAACAUUGCACAGAUCCCUUUAAAUACCACAGUUGAGUAAUCUUGUUCAGCCGUGGUAUUUCUAGCAACACCAGCCUGCAGAAUAAAAAAUAAAAAAAGGGAACCCCAGAUCUCUUUCGCUACGAAGGGGUCCUCACUGUCAGUUGGGGCCACAGACUUGCAGGAGAGCUCUGAGCAGCGAGUACUGCUCAUAGUCCUUUAAACUGAUUUAAAUACAGCGCUUGCGGUAUUGCGGUAACAUUUAAAUUUACUUCCCACCAACCUAGUUUGUCAUUGUUUACUCCGUAGUGUCAGGGAAGCCCACAGGGUAUGAAAAUAUCCUGGUAACUUCUCCCUGGUUUUGCAGGAAUGGUGCUGAUCUCUGCCAGCUGCCCAGCACCAAUCUCUUUAUAAGAAGCUGCAGGGAAUCCCCUGAGAGGUGGGAUUAGGACUAAAAUUAUAGGAUUAGAGGUUGGAUUAUUGUUUAGAUUAGGUGUAGGAAAAGGGGCUAGAUAAUGGGUUACAUUAUGAGUAGGAUUAUAGGUUGGAUUAGGGACAAUAUUAGUGGUAGGAUUAGGAGCAAGGUUAGGUGGGAGGUAUUCAUGUGGGAUAUCACUGUACUCGAGAACAAUAGCAGAAUACAAAUAUGGGGUGUUUUGGUUGUGGGACACGUGAUCUGUGAAUUUUCCCCAAAUAAAACAUGCUUGGGAAAAAAUGUUUCAAUGAAAAGUGUCAAAAUGCUCUUGGUUACAUAUCACAGGGCUAUGUACCUUCUGCAUAUAUUUACUUUUGUGUAGUUAUUUUGGGCUCUGUGACUACUAUUAAAUUUGUAAUCCCUGCAUGCCAAAUUUUCCAAAGUUUUAGCUUUAAAACUAGAAUUCACUCCUUGCAGUAAUUGUUUUAGAACGUCUAUAAAAAAAAAUAUAUAUUGGUCAUUUUAACCAGCCUAACUAAUUGGUUAAUCUAUUUCAAGUUUUUUUAUUAGCAUUUGGUGUGUAUAAAUUAAAUGUAAAACAGAGGGAAAAUGUAAUUUAUCCCUAUUUACUAUUGUGUUAUGUAUACUUUUAGAGUAUCUAAAGAAAGCCAUAUUUCCCAUUUAAAAACAAACAUAUAUAAUGUAUAUGGUGCACUUAAACAGAAAGGUGGACAUUGUAGAUCGUGUGUGUGUGUGUGUAUAUUAUUAUAAUCGCACACGUGAAAUCAGACAGCAAAGGAGCACAGAUGCAUUCAAAAACAAUUCUGUCCAUCUGGCCUUUUAGCAAUUUCUUGUCAUUUACUUUAAUAUUUUGAUAUACUAGCUGUGAGAAGAACAUGAUAGUCACAAAUCCUGUAUUACAUACGAUGGUAUAACUUCUCUUAAAUGUGAUGAGCUUUACUUUAAUAGUCUACUUAUGUGUACUAAUACUUUUGGGAAUCUCUGUUUCAUUUUCUGUCAGACCUUGCUUCUAUGGCUAACAAGCAGCCUGAAAAAGUUUUGCCUGCCCGACAAGACAUCUUUCAAGGUGAGAGUUAUGUUUCUGGAAAUUGAAAAAUCCUCUGGCCAAAUUCAUUUAUUUAUUAUAUAAUAGAAUAUUAACUUUGGAUAACUUUCUCCCUUCAACUACACAUUGGACUAGUUCCUCUAAUUUUCUCGGCAAGAAAGUACUUGCUGGUGGAAAUUAUAGAUCAGUCAUUUACUUGGGAAACACAAUUUCACAAACCCAAGUUGCAAGUUAAUGUUCGGUUCAGUAAAUACAUUUUUCCUUUACUAGUUUGGUUGUAGAGUUACUUAAAUUUUAGGAUCCUUUUUGUGCUGCCUGGUCCACAUUCCAAUAAGCUCCUCAUCAUUCUGUUUGUGUAGAAUUUAUUCGUACAAUAAGUAAUUCCUCUGAUGAAUCUGAAUUAUAUUUACCUUCAGCAGCUAUCAUCUAAUUUUGAAUCCCAACUUCUAUCCAUCCCUACUUUCUCCUGUCCCUCAUUGGCUAUCUCCUCAUAUAACACUACCCUCACCUCUUCCCUGGACGCUGCAUCCCUGCUCCAAACAUGCACCUUGAAGAGAGCAUGCCCCCAACCGUGGAAAUCUAAAUCAACACACUACCUGCAGAGAUGUUCCCGUUCUGCUGAAGGCUACUGGGGGAAGUCACGCACCCAGUCGGACUUCCUCCACUACAAAUUCAUGUUGCGUUCAUACUUUUCCUCCUUCAUUAGCUCAUGCUCCCGCAAUCCCAGGCGUCUUUUUAAUAAUGGUGUUGUAGAGACAUUCUCAGGCACUGGGUGUAGUGGUAUUAUGGAGACAGGCUUGCAGACUAUGGUGAGGCCUCAUAGAAAGCAGCUGCUAUUGGGGGAUUCUAUCAUAAGAGGUGUGGAGCUGAACAAUGGUGGUCUUGUGAGAUGUCUUCCCGGAGCUAAUGCUCACAGAUACAGGUGACAUAUUUGUAAUAUUGUUAAGUGAGCAAAGCAGGAAGGGGUAUUGGAUGUACUUGUCCAUCUAGGGACACAUGACUUGACUUGCAAUGAGGUUUCAGAGGUAAAUUAAGCUUUUUGUGUUUUUUGCCAAUGAUAUACGGCAGGUUGCUUCCACACUGUCAUUCUCUGAAGUUUUGCCUGUGCAUAACAUUCAGAACGACAGGUGGAUGCGUAUUAGGGACUUUAACUUGUGGCUUGGUGAAUGGUGUCGGGAGCAAGGACUUGGUUUUAUUUCUCAUGGUAGCUCUGUUUGGAAUGGAAAUAAACUGUACAAAAAAGGUUGUUUGCAUCUUUCUCAAAAGAGAACAAAUGUUCUCAGUGAGCAGUUUAGAGGUUUUGCUAGGAUGUAUUUAAACUAAGAGAGGGGGUGGGGAAAAAAGGUGAUAAAACAAUCAAAUUGCCCCCCAAAACAAGGACAGAAGGUGCCUGUAGGAAAUGUGUUAAAAAAUGAUAAGCUUAGAGUCAUGUCUGUUAGAUAAUCUACUAGUUGAAGAAAUAGCUAAAAUGACAAUGAAGGGAGGUAUCAUCUUGCGUGACUUUAAUCUUCCUGAUUUGAACUGGAAAACCAAAAUAGCUGCUUGUGCCAGGAGCACAGUUAUUCUAAACUCCCUACUGGGAUUGUCUCUAAAACAAGUCGUCGAGGAGCCAACUCGUAAAAAGGCCAUACUAGAUUUAGUAAAAACCAAAGAAAGAAAAAUAUACCUAUGUAUAUUUAAACAAAUGGAGGUCAUUUAGUUACUCCAAUGGCCAACGUCAAUGUAGACCCUCCUAAGCGGGUCCUACACUAACCCUUCACCUUGCUUCCUUGAGCUUCUGGCAAAGAUAUCUCUAAUAAGACAGAGAGGGGUAUUUUUUAUAUACACUCCUAUAUACUUAACACAUGGGAGAAAUGGGAUUAUUUAAAAGUUGCACUGCUGAAGGCAACAGAAAAUUGCACUAGGCUUGUCAGUUAAAGCAAAAAAAUAAAAUAAAAAAAAUUCAAGAAACCACUGUGGUACUCCACAUAUGUUGCCAAAAUAGUAAAAAAACAAAAAAGUUGGCAUUUAAUAAUUAUAAAAAAACCUAGACAGAUCUAUAAGAUUAGGCAGAAAGAGGCUAAGCAAGUUAUAAGAGCUUCCAAAUCACACACCCAAGAGAAAACAGCAGUCAGUAAAAAAAAGGGGGAGGGGGGACAAAACAUUUUUAGAUACAUAAAUGAGAAAAGAAAAGUAAAACAAGGAUUAGAUUGAUUAAAAACAAAAGGAAGGUAUGUAGAAGAGGAUAAAGGUGUAGCUGACUGCCUCAAUUAAUAUUUUUGUUCAGUAUUUACAGAUGAAAAUGAAGGAAAGGGGCAUUUGUUACAUGUAGUAAUACUGAGAAUUCACAACGGUUUUCACUACACUUUCUUGUUUGCAGCCAUAUUAAUUGUGUAUUCUUUCAAUAUCGUGUAAAAUAUAAACUAGAGCAUUGUCUUUGUUUUUUAUCUUUUACAGAACAACUGUCUGCCAUUCCUGAAUUCAGGAGUUUGGGGCCCUUAUUCAAAUCCUCUGAACCUGUGCAGCUUACAGAAGCUGAGACAGAGUAUUUUGUGCGGUGCAUUAAGCAUGUGUUUACAGAACAUAUUGUUUUUCAGGUAGGUAAUAUCAUUCUCAGUUAUGACAUAAUCAUAUAACAUUAAAACUUAAUUUUUUGUUUCACAGUUCAUUGAUCCAUCCUCAGAGCUACACAAUCCUAAUACACUGACCCUUAAUCACCUUUGAGCAAACAGAGUUCUGCUUUCUAAACGUUUUCAACUUCACUUACACAGUUUGUUUUGCAACCAUCACACUUGUGUUAUGCUUUAUUACACCAGUCCUUUGUCUUUUAUCUAGUCACUCAUCAUGGUCAAUUGCAUGUCAUUGAUUUUAGCCUUAAAGCGACACUCAACUGCCCAGAUGCAAUAAAAACAAAAAAACAGUAAAUUAAUAAAAUCACUACUUUGUAAAUGUACUCCAAUGAAAACAUGCAAAAAUCUAAUCAUGCUUUUUUUUCCCCCAUCGGUAGAGUUAUCUAAAAACACCUUGCAAUAGCUGCAAAUCUCUUGUCUGCAGCCUUUGCAAGCCCAGACUUUCUGUAACUGCUCAAUCACAGAUAUCCCAAUGCAUUCAUUGAUAAGUCUUUGCAAGGUGCUAUGUGUCAUGGCAAGGGUGCAUAACUUAUUAUUGCACUAUGGAAUAUUGUCCUUUAAUGUAAUUUGUGUAGUGCAUAGAUGACCUGCCUGCUUGGUAGAGGUGAUAUUGUCAAUGUCAAAAGUGGUUAAUUUGAUUGUAUGGAAGUGUGUAUGUAUAUGUGUAUGUGUGUGUGUGUGUGUGUGUGUGUGUGUAUAUAUAUAUAUAUAUAUAUAUAUAUAUAUAUAUAUAUAUGCAUACACUGUCUAGGUGUAUUUUACUAUUUAUAUAUAUAUAUAUAUAUAUUUAUAAUAUAAAAAAUUAAAUAUGUAAAUACGUAAAAAAAAAAAUAAUUAAAACAUAUAUAGAUGUGUGUUAUUUCGUUCUAACUGUACAUGGGGGUACUGUUCUACUCGGGAGACUUCGCUGAACACAAAUAUUAUGAUGAUAACGAUGAUAUCGCCAGUAAAAGUAUCACACAAACAGCACUUACAUGGACAAUAUUAUUGCUGUGAUACUUUUUACUGUUUUGAAACACAAAUAUUUGUGUUCAGCGAAGUCUCCCGAGUACAAGAGUACCCCUCAUGUACAGGUUUUAUGGUGUUUUCAAAAGUUACAGCGUCAAAUAUAAGGCUUGUGUUUCAUUUUUUUCACAUUAAAAUUCGCCAGAUUGGUUACGUUGCCUUUGAGACCCUAUGGUAGCCAAAGAAUGAAAAUUCCCCUAGGAUGGCAUACCAUUUGCAAUAGUAGACAACCCAAGGUAUUGCAAACGGGGUAUGUCCAGUCUUUUUUAGUAGCCACUUAGUCACAAACACUGGCCAAAAUUGGCGUUUUUUGCAUUUUUCACACACAAACAAAUACUAACGCUAACUUUGGCCAGUGUUUGUGACCAAAUGGCUACUAAAAAAGACUGGACAUACCCCAUUUGCAAUACCUUGGGUUGUCUACUAUUGCAAAUGAUAUGCCAUUAUGGGUGUAAAUUUCAUUCCUGGGCUACUAUAAAGUCCCAAAUGCAACGUAACCAAUCUGGCGAAUUUAAAUUUCAAAUGUAACGUGCUAUAUUUGACCCUGUAACUUCCCAAAACGCCAUAAAACCUGUACAUAGUGGGUACUCCCAUUUUUUUCAUAUUAAAUUAUGUUUCAUAGCUAAAUAUUUGAUAUUAAAUGAAAGCCCUGUUUCCCCUGAAUAAAAUGAUAUAUAAUAAAAGGGUGGGUGCAUUUAAUAUGAAAGAGGUGAAUUACGGUUGGACAGACAUGUAGCGCAAAUGCCAGGUUUUGUUUACAUUUUGUUACGUUCACAACGUGUACAUUUGGCUCCGUCCUUAACCCCUUAAGGACACAACUUCUGGAAUAAAAGGGAAUCAUGACGGAAUGUUUCCGUCGUGUGUCUUUAAGGGGUUAAGGGGUUAAUAUCUUAUGUCAACUGAAUAUUGUUACUUCCUAAAAUAGUACUAAUAUAUUAUGUGCAUAGAAAUUUACUGUUUUGGUUAAUAUUUACAGAUGUAUGCUUUUACUUUUGUACAGUUUGACUGCACCAACACAUUAAAUGAUCAGUUACUUGAAAAGGUAACUGUGCAGCUGGAGCCUUCAGAAGCCUUUGAAGUAACUCAUUAUGUACCAGCACAGAGCCUUCCCUACAACCAGCCUGGAAUGUGUUACACUCUAGUCAAGCUUCCCGAAGAUGAGCCUACGUCAGGUGAACAUUUAUAUUCUCACCUGGAUUGGCAUCAAACAUGCCUCUAAAUUAUUUUGUCCUUUUUCCACUUUUGUUGGACCUCUGUAGAGAUUAACGUUUAAGUCCUUAGAUAUUAGUGUUGAAGAUGAGCAUCACUGCACAUAGAGGGAGUUUGUAACAUUGAGAAUAGGUGCGAAGGCUACUUUAUAAAUACCAUUUGUCAAUUUAUUUGCUACUUCUAACGAUCAGUUAUUUAUAUAAUGACUUCUGAAAUCUGUACAAACGACAUGAUAAUGUAUCUAAGAAAUGAAUCCAACUUGUCUUCUUUUGUCAGUGUCCUGCACCUUUAACUGUACAAUGAAGUUUGUUGUCAAAGACUGUGAUCCACAAACCGGUAUACCAGUUGAUGAAGGUUACAGUGAUGAAUAUGUGGUACGUAUUAUUUUUUCAAAGUAAAAACUGUUCAUCCCUUUUGCUUCCAUGGCCGAGAACAUAUUAUAAUAAAAGGAAUAUAUUUCACUAUUUUAUUUUGAAAAUGUUAACACACUACUUCAACAGUGUCAAGAAUAUUCUUAAGAAAAAUAGGACUGUUUUUAAGGCUUAACAUAGCUCUCAGGUUUAGACAAAUCAUCAUCUGAAUCUUGAGUGUUAUGAAAACAUUAGAAUAACUGAUAUUCUCAUGUCUGUGUCAGCUGGAAGACUUGGAGGUGGGGCUUUCAGAUCACAUUCAAAAGGUCUUGAAACCAAACUUUGGUGCUGCUUGGGAAGAAGUGGGCGAUAUAUAUGAAAAAGAAGAAACCUUUGCUCUCAGUACAACAAAAACAUUGGAAGGUAACUGUAUUUGUUUAAUAAAAACAGCUAAAUGUAUUUUUUUUUCUGGGGUACAGUCACAUUUUAUAUAAUAUGUCAGUAUUGCAUGUCUUUUGUCAAAAUUCAGAUUCAGCAGGUGUUUUACUUUAUGAUCUUAUUGAGAUGAUCUUAAUAGCAAGAACCUGGAAGCCCUGUUAGGGCCAUAGUUGGAUGAGACUGUCAACCCUGUAGGCAGUAAUAAAGUAUAUAAACAAAAUACUUUCUAUUAAAUGUUCUGUAAGACAAAUAUGUGAAUGUUUGGCAUUGACAGUAAGUAUAAAGCAGAGCGAGAAUAAGGUUUCAGGCAUACAGCAGUGGGAGUGGCCAACGUCUUUGCCCUUUGUCUCUUUUUUUUUUUUUUCUAUUUAUACAUAUCCUAAGAGAUAAUCAUGUGACCAAAUGGUGCAAUUGGUGACUGCCACUUCUUAGUCUGCAAGGGUGUCACCAUAUCUGAGGAUUGAGGGUUCUAGAAAUGAAGUGCACUGGAAUUCAUACCUCAUUAUGAUGUAUGCUGCUUUAUAAUUUCCUUCAUUACUGCUUUUGUUUUUUAGAUAUUAAGACUCUUUUAGUAAAUACAACAUAUGACAAAUUGAAGAGGUGGGCAUGAUGAGUAGAGGAGGGAAAACUGAAUAUAUUUAUGAGAAAUGUAUAAACCACAUCCCAUUGUUGAGACAUGUUGAUAUGCUACAGUACAGAUUAAAACAACCAGGAGAGAAACGAUUAAAAGAUGUAUAGUAAUUCUGUUUUCAUGCAAUUUUUCAACUGUAUUUAACAACCAGAAGUGACUUUUUAAAAACUAUUUUUACAUUGCGCACUACAUAUUAAUUUGAGAUUUUUGUUCAAUAAAAUAAUUUUUUCUCAUAUUAAUAAAGAUUCAAAGCUGCAUGUGAUGGUUAUAAAGUAGUUUUAUCCUAUAAUGAGAAUAUCAAUCUGUCUCAUUCUAAAAAUCUUGUUGUUCGAGACCAAACUCUGAUUUAGCAUUAGCAGCCAUGUACAGAACUGCUGAUGGUAAAUCUAUAAUUACAAGAUUGUUAUUAUGGGUUGUUAUUGGUUCUUUAGGGAUUACUUAUAUAUUUAUGCUUUAUGCGAUCAUCCAUUCUAGAGAAUAUGACUACAAUUUCAAUUCAUUAGUUCAUAAUGACAGCCAUUUAAAGGUACACUAUAGUGUUAGGAAUAGUUGGGAGGCCGUAGCACAUGCACAGCAAAAUGCUGCACAUAUCAGAAUCUCCUCAUAGAGAUGCAUUGAAUCAAAUCAUCUCUAUGGGGAUAGUUCAUCUCCAUGCAGAGUGUGGAGAGGCUGAAUGCUUUUGCUGCACACAAUGCAGCAGGGAAAUAGGAAUCGCCUCUAGUUGGUGCAUGAGUGACAACACCUGAAAUGUUACUAGGCAGCAAUGUAAACGCUGCCUUUUCCCUGAAAAGGCAGCGUUUACAUUGCUGAGCCUGCAGGGACAUGCUGUAGACACCAGAACCAUUACAUUAAGCUGUAGUGGCUCGGACUAUAAUAUCUCUAUAAUUAGAUUACUUGUUCUUUUCCCCACAAAUAUACCCCAAAACAUUAUUAACAAUAAGUAGCAGAACAAUUUGUCUCCUUAAAAUGAAUGAUAAAAUUAAAUUACAGAUGAUAUGAAUACAGCUCUGUGUUGCAUGUUUAGAACUGUAUUUUGUUUUAUUUUUGUUUAAUGUUAUAAUUUCAGAGGCUGUUACCAACAUCAUUAAGUUCUUGGGAAUGCAGCCAUGUGAGAGGUCUGACAAGGUGCCUGAGAACAAAAACUCACAUGUACUUUAUUUGUCAGGUGAGUGAAAAUUGUGCACCUCUAGUGACUGUCCAUUGAAACGUGAAAACCUAUUAUAAAACAGUUAGCAAAGGUUGUUGUAGAUCUCUCCCAGUGAGCCUAACCCAGAAUUGUUCAAAAUCAAAAAAAAAAGUGAAUUAUGCGUCGUCCUAGGGAACAUAGGGGGAAGAAGUCUAUAUAAAAACCAAAUCACUUUAUUUUACAAAAACACAGAUACCUGUUAUACCAUCACGAGCAUUGGGAUAAUAAAAUAAACAUACCAUGAAAUAUCAUUGGUAAGAUGUAAGCAGGAAAUAAAUAUUUUAUUGUGAUAAUAAUAUAGCAGAAAGUGAUACAUUGUACUGUUAUCCUCCUGACCAGUGUAACAAGAGUAAGAUAAAGAUUCUUACAUGGACAGAGAUCCACCCCCGCCAGAUUUGUUUUAUAUGGUGCAAUCACAAGUUUCUAUGUUUUUGAGUGGGCAGUGUUAAAGGGACACUGUAGUCAUCAAAUCAACUUUCGCCUAAUGAAGCAGUUUUGGUCUAUAGACCAUGUCCCUGCAGUCUCACUGCUCAGUUCUCUACCAUUUAGGAGUUAAAGCAUUUUGUUUAUACUGCCCCAGUCACACCUCCCUGCAUGUGAUAUGUACAGCCUUCCUAAAAAAACUUAAUGUAAAGUAAGAUUUAAUGUUUAAAUUUCCUGUAUUGCACAGUCUGUUUAAUUUAGUAGUUCUUAUCUCUUGCUCUGUAAUAGCCUUCUUGACCUUGCAGGAGCCUUUUGUAUGUGAUUAAAGUUCAAUUUACAGAUUGAAAAUAAAACCAUUUUUUAUGUAGGCUGUGUGUUGGUCACAGCCAAGGGGCCAGAGCUGCAUGGACAGAAACAUAAGUGUUUUAACUAUUUAAUGGCAGAGCAUUUAGCAGUGAGACUGCAGGGGCAUGAUCUAUCCAGUAAAACUGCUUCAUUAAGUCGAAGUUGUUUUGGUGCCUAUAGUAUCCCUUUAAUUCAAGUCCAUGCUCUCUUGUCUUGGCACACAUUAAAAUCUUAGUUUUUUCUUUUCACAUCAUAUGUAGGGAAAUAAAAAAACCCUUGCACUUGGUUUCACUCUGUAUUUUUCACAUUUCCAUGGAGUGGUAAAACAACUUAGAAAAUAAUAGAUACCUGUUUACCCCCUAAACCCUCGUGGGGAGAUCUGUUCAAAACCCAGUCAUUAGUAGCUCUGUUGACAGCUGUAAAGCAUGCAAUAUAUGUGAUUAUGAGCAGAGUUAUUCAUUAAAAACCAUGAGCGAAAAUAGUUACAGAAUUUAAAGGAAGCUCCAAGCACUAUAACAGCUUAUGCUUAUUGCAUAGGUUAGGAUACAAGGAGGUCCCCAUUCACUUACUGCACACACUUUUUUAUAACAGAGAUGCUCUUAACUCCGAUGUCAGAGAGGUUUAUGCCUCCCAUUAAAUACUUGCGCUUUAUAUGCACAGUGUGCAAGUCCUUACCUGCCCUGUCAGGCUCUUAAAACAUCUCAACCAUUUUCUGGCAUUUCCAGAGGUGGCUGCAUAAGAAACCGGUCCCUGGGACACGCUACAAUGGAAAUAAUCUACUUUUUAUCUGCAAUUUAAAUGCAUUAUCUCCAGAAUAAUUAAAUUACCAGAACCUGUCUAGUAUAGGAAUACAAUCAGUCCUUUAACAUUUCAUCCAGCAUGCAAGAUUUGCUAGCUUUCACCAAAUAUAUAGUUUUUUGUCAAUUGAAUGUUUAAAACACAUUUUGAAAAGUUAAACGAAUGUAAUGUUUCAGUAGCAAUAUCUGUUCCUUCUCUUGUAACUAGGUGUAUACAGGGGCGGACAUGAUGUUCUUUUGCGAUCCAAGCUUGCCCUUAGUGAUGGUGUUACAAUGCAAGUUACGGUCAGGAGCACAGAUGAAACGCCAGCUGAUGUCAUCCUGGCCUCUGUGGGAUAGGAAAUCCAACAUACAUCCUCCAUAUCUCAUAAAGGAAAUCAUAACAUUUCAGGAAAAAGUAACUCCUAUGUUUCCCUUCUAAUAUACCAUACAACCUCUGGAACUCGAAUUCUUGCUCUAAGUCUUAUGUCUGAACUUCCCAACAACUCUGUGAUUUACAAAAAAAAAAUGCCUUGGAGACAGAAGCAGCAGCAGUUAAAGGAUCAAAGUCGAUGACUCCGGAUCCUUGCAAUUGUUCAUUCCAGCGUGUGUGUUUUCAAAUGAAGCAUGGCAAAAUGUGUUUCCUCUCUAGCCUUGAGAGACUUUUUGUACCUAGAUAAAACCAUUAAUAUUUCAGCUAUUAUGUCUCUACAGGUUUAGUACUACAGCAGAACUGCCACAUAUUACCAAAUAAAAAUGUAGUUCUAACUUGCAAUUAUUUUUAUUUAUUUAAUAGCAACAUAUCCCACAGCACUAUACAACAGUUAAAAGAAACAUGCAGCUUAUUGUGACCAAACAAGAUCCACAUACAAGAGCGAAGAUUAUGAAGACACUGAGCUCACCAACUGAAGGACUGUAACAAAAAUUAAAACUUACUUGCAAACUUGGGCAGUAUGUAAUGCUCCAUAAGGGAUAAAGGGAUAAUCUAUGUACCAAAGAAUUUAAGCUUAAUGAAGCAGGUUUGGUGUAUGGACCAUGCCCCUGUAGUAUAACUGCUAAAUUUUCUGCCAUUAGGGUUGAAUCACGUUUGUUUUUAUUUAGGCAGCCAUUGUCACACCUUAGGUUAGGUCUUCACUACUGCUUGCCACACCUUGUGCCUGUAGCUUGAAUCUUUUGAGGUAAGUAUUUCUGAGUAAUAGAGCAUUAUAAACAUGUUCAAGGAUGUCCAAGUUGCAGUUCUACAUAUUUAUUUUAGAAACAAAUGCUUUAAAUGCCCAUGGUAUCACUACAGCCCUUGUUGAGUGGGCCUUGAUCAGGCAGUAGAGAUUUAGCAGUGUUAGUCAAGGCAAUGGAUUCCUUAAUUCUCUUUGCCAACAUAGCUUCCAAAGCUCGUUUGCCUUUGUUCUUGUCUUUAGAUAAAAUAAACAAAUGCUCU
Molecule: messenger RNA, 39130 nt
Organism: Pelobates cultripes (western spadefoot toad)
Lineage: Eukaryota; Metazoa; Chordata; Amphibia; Anura; Pelobatidae
Source: the annotation of a GenBank genome assembly